Stegastes partitus (bicolor damselfish) is the source of this 4660-nucleotide messenger RNA. RefSeq names its product zinc finger RNA binding protein 2 (gene zfr2). NCBI's taxonomy places the organism in Eukaryota, Metazoa, Chordata, Actinopteri, Pomacentridae. Bases 84 to 3350 code for a protein of 1088 amino acids. The transcript has 19 exons. The record is from RefSeq and is a predicted model, not a curated record. Gene Ontology annotation, molecular function: single-stranded RNA binding; double-stranded RNA binding; zinc ion binding. Gene Ontology annotation, cellular component: precatalytic spliceosome.
AACGGCUCCGGCAGUACCGGGGGGUGAACCAUCUUGGCUCCGUUUCUCUCUGUCAGUCACUGUCCUGUACCGGAGAUGCCAAGAUGGCUGCUAGCAACUACUUCGGCUUCACACAUGGUGCCGGUCCGCAAUACAGCACCCAGCCUCCCCCGGCCUACUCCCAUCCCUCCACCGCCAGCUACAGCGUCCAGCAGGCUCCGGCCGUGGCUCACGCAGUGACGGCCUCCUACUCCCCAGCUCCGGUCCAGGCGGCCCGACCCGUUGCCUCUGCCUCUUAUCCGGCGUACCAGAGCCACCAGGCACCUCCAGACUACACCUACAGGCAGCCGGACCCCCCGCAGCCCACCACCACCCCUCAGACGUACCAGGUAUACUCGGACACGCAGGACAACUACAGCUACGGACGUCCUGCCGCCGUGACCACGUACGACAACAAGCAGUACUACCAGACGAGUAUAGCUCCGGCUCAGAGGACGCCGACAGACAACUACUACCAGACCGUGGGAGUGAAGAGCGCUUACAGUCCAGCUCCCUCCACCGUGUACAACCAGCCUCCUCCUCCUCAGAGGCAGGUGACCGCCCUCAAACCUCUGGCGCCCUCCAGCUCCGUGUCCACCAGCUACAACAUCUACCCGGUGUCCACCAGCGUCCAGCAGCCUCCCACGCCCAUCUCGUCCUACACCCUCGGCACCUCGUUCAGCUCCGCCGCUUCGGCCACGUCCUACUCAGGCAUCAGCUACUCCAGUUAUGAUUCAAUCGGCUACUGCUCCGCAUCCACCCCCUCCUAUUACCAGCCGGCUCAGCAGACCCUGUCCCAGCCGCAGCCUCCGCCGCAGCAGUCGCAGCAGCAGCAGCAGCCGCAACAGCAGCAGCAGCAGCAGCAGCAGCCGCAGCCUCCCAUCCAGCCGCCACCCAAGCAGCUGACCAGCUCGUCCUGGAGCAACUCGGGCAGCAACAUGGUGACGGCUCCGACCGGAAACACGUACAAAAAGCCCACGUUUCACCAGAACAAGCUGCAGAAGCCCAAAGGGCCUCCCAAGCAGCCGCAGCUUCAUUACUGUGACAUUUGCAAGAUCAGCUGUGCAGGCCCUCAGACGUAUCGUGAGCACCUCGAAGGCCAGAAGCACAAGAAAAAAGAAGCGGCCCUAAAGUCCGGGGGUCAGACGGGGACCAGCAACGGGCCCAGAGGGGUCCAGACUCAGUUACGCUGUGAGCUAUGUGACGUCUCCUGCACCGGAGUCGAUGCCUACGCUGCUCAUAUCCGCGGGGCCAAACACCAAAAGGUGGUGAAACUUCACACCAAGCUUGGCAAACCCAUACCUUCCACCGAGCCAGUGUUGGUGAAUUCUGCUCCAGUUGUCACAACCUCGACAGCUGGGAAACCUCCAGUCACCUCCUCCUCAUCCUCCUCCUCCUCCUCCUCCUCCUCCUCGACUCCUGCUUCGGUCUCAACCACCUCGACUGCUGCUGUAACAUCCAAACAAGUUCCUGUGAACGCUGCGGCUAAAACAGCUCCGCCGAUCAAGAAACCAGCUCCUUCCAAAAUAACUGUCAUUUCCAACAAGCCGACCAGUGCUCCAGCUGCACCUCCAGCUGCAGCGACGUCGGCGCCGGUGGUGGUGGCGGCGGCAGCAAAGCUGGAGGAGCCCACGCAGCCGUCGAUCCAGAAGAUGGAGCCUCAGAGCGAGGACGAGGACGGCGACAGAGCCGGAGGGCAGGGGGACAUCCAGCCGGUGGGACAUGACUACGUGGAGGAGGUCCGUAACGAUGAUGGAAAAGUGAUCCGGUUCCACUGUAAGCUGUGCGAGUGCAGCUUCAACGACCCCAACGCUAAAGACAUGCACCUGAAGGGACGAAGGCACAGGCUGCAGUACAAGAAGAAAGUGAACCCAGAGCUUCCCGUGGAGAUCAAGCCCAGCAACCGAGCCAGGAAGCUGCAGGAGAGCAAGCUGAAGAAGCAGAAGCAGAAGGCGGUGCUGAAGAGGCAGCGAGACGACGAGCAGCGCUGGCACAUGGAGAUGAGCCGGCGCUAUGAGGAGGACAUGUACUGGAGGAGGAUGGAGGAGGAGCAGAUGUACUGGGGGGAGCAGAGGCGCAGGAUGGCGCCUCCGCCUCUGAUGAGCCGCCCCGGCAUGCCGGUGCCCCCCCUACUGUCCUGUGUGCGUCGGCCCGACUCCCCCGACGACCGCCACAUCAUGGCCAAGCACUCGACCAUCUACCCGGUGGAGGAGGAGCUGCAGGCGGUCCAGAGGAUCGUCUCCCACUCGGAGAGAGCUCUCAAGCUGGUGUCGGACUCCCUGCUGGAGAAGGAGACGCCGGCCGAUGCCGUUGCUGCUCCCGCUCCCGCUCCCACUCCUACUCCUCCUGCCGAUGCCGAUGCCGAUGCUGCCGCUGCUGAUGCCGCUGCUGAUACCGAAGGCGGAGAAGAAAAAGGCGUUGAGAACUCAGCCCGGCUGCUGAAAGGCGUGAUGCGGGUCGGCAUCCUGGCCAAAGGUCUUCUGCUCCGUGGGGACAGAAACGUGGAGCUCAUCCUGCUGACGGCGAAGAAGCCCACCAUCUCGUUGCUGAAGAGCAUCGCCAAGCAGCUGCCCAAGGAGCUGGCGACAUUUUCUGAAGAUCAGUAUGAGGUGCAGGCUCACCCCGAGGAGGCGAACAUCGUCAUAUUUUCAAGCAAGGAGCCCAAAAUGCAGGUGACGAUUUCUCUCACCUCGCCGCUGAUGAGGGAGGACCCUGCCGCUGCUGAGAAGGACAAGCAGGCAGCAGGAAAAGCGGCUGAGAAAGGUGUGGCUGAGAAAGAUCCUCCUGAUCUCCUGAAUAAGAGGAAAUGUCUGGAGUAUCUGGCUGCUCUGCGUCACGCCAAAUGGUUUCAGGCUCGUGCGAACGGCCUGCAGUCCUGCGUGAUCAUCAUCCGAGUGCUGAGAGAUUUAUGUCAGCGGGUUCCUACGUGGGGGAAGAUGCCCUGCUGGGCGAUGGAGCUGCUGGUGGAGAAGGUGAUCAGCAGCGCCACAGGUCCGCUCAGUCCAGGAGAAGCCAUGCGCAGAGUCCUGGAGUGCAUCUCCACAGGCAUCCUGCUGCCAGACGGACCGGGUCUGAUGGAUCCGUGUGAGAAGGAGCCGACGGACGCCCUGGAGAGCAUGGUGCUUCAGGCCCGGGAGGACAUAACCGCCAGCGCUCAGCACGCCCUGCGGCUGCUCGCCUUCCGUCAGAUCCACAAGGUCCUGGGCAUGGAGUCGCUGCCGGCGUCCAAAGCCAGCGCCCGCAACCGCAAACGGCGACGGGACGUGAGCGACACGGGCGAGGGCGAAGGCGAGGGCAAGAAGGACAAGAAGGAGGAGGCGGCGAGCGCUUGACCUCCGCCUCGGCGGCGGGGCGUUUGCUAGUUUAGAGACUGGUAGAAUGUCACAAAUUUAAACUUUUUCUUAUCUUGGAAACAAUCUUAACACGCAGCUAUACACAUAUGAAUAUAACUUUGACUCUACAUGUUACAUGUCGACCCUUGAACUGAGACGAGGAGGAGGAGGCUAGGGACUGAAGUUUGAGGAUCUGUACUGCAAUUCCUUCUCCCGUAUAGUGAUUUCAUGCAGGUGUAGUGUAUCUUACAGUGUGCAGAGUAAAUCAGUAAAACAACCAGAACCAGAACCAUGACUAUUACCGACUGCAUCAUUCCAUUCCAGUAUCGCGGCACACUAACUACUGACCAUCCCUCUCUCGUUUAUUCACACUGCAGGCGUGUUGUUGUCUGUGAUGUUAAAGGCUCCGGUGCAGUUUAAAAAGGCUGAACUCUGCUGCUCCUCAGGCCAGUUCGGUUUGACCAACCCGACUCUAAUGAACGAACGGCCGGCGGCGGCUUCGGAGGAGGCCGCAGAACCGCCGCUACGUUCACUGUGCCUAAAGGUGACAGAAGCGACUCUCGCUGUCGAGCUUCCUGUGGGGAGAUUAGACUCCAACCAAAGGCCCCGAAAACAAACUAAAAAUAACUUCCCCUCGAAUACGUGUCACAAAUAAAAACCCGACUAACUCUGCAAAACUUGUGCAACAUCCCCCACCGGGUUUUGUGCGGAGGCCACGCCGGAGAGUGAAUGUGAGGAGAGGCGUCUUGUAUUGCACAGUAGCAUGCUGAGGGAAUGAAGCACUUAAGAGAUGACAAUGUAUGCAGCCAUAGUUUUAUCAUUUAAAGAAUAUGCCUAGUAAACUUUAUUUUGUUUUUUCUUCUUCCAGAGUGUGGUUAGAGGAGGAGGAGGAGAGAAGCUUUAGAAAUAAGACUGAAUAUCUACUGUAACGAUCAAACUGUCCCGGUCCUUGUCGGCUUUCUUCCUUGUGCCUGCGACGUGUGGUGUGUUACAGAGGACUGAGUUUCUGUCUGCUUAGUACUGUAUUCAUCUGAUUUCACAAGGAAGGGACUGUUGCACAACUCCGGCUUGAAAAGUUGAUGUGAGAGAAUUAUUGUGCAUUAUUUUAGUUUCGUAUUCAUUUAAGAGCCUCAUAUAUAUAUACAUAUAUAUAUAUGACUAAUUUUAUUUCCGAAGGAUGUCGCAGUCUGUUUUGUAUCGUUUCGACGAGGAAGUGUGAACGUUUGCUGUCCUAUUAUUUGAAUGUCUUUGUAGUGUUGCCUAAAACUAAGGGGGAGAUAUUAAAAACGACAACAGACACUUUUAAGCCA